This is a messenger RNA of Microsporum canis CBS 113480, 1056 nucleotides long. RefSeq names its product cell wall synthesis protein. The transcript has 2 exons. Lineage: Eukaryota; Fungi; Ascomycota; Eurotiomycetes; Onygenales; Arthrodermataceae. Gene Ontology annotation, biological process: fungal-type cell wall organization. Bases 1 to 1056 code for a protein of 351 amino acids. The record is from RefSeq and is a predicted model, not a curated record. Gene Ontology annotation, cellular component: fungal-type cell wall; cell surface.
AUGAAGUUCCUUUCUUCUGCCAUCCUGACGCUGGCCGUUACUGGCUCUGUCCAGGCCUCUCGCCACGUCCAUGGGCACGGCCACCGCCACGCCCGUCAUCUCGAAAAGCGCGAGAUCACCCAGGCCGCCGGUUCAACCGUCGUCGUCUUCGUUCUCGAUGGCCAGGAGAUCUCCAAGGACAAGGCCUGCGAUGGCAUCAAGGCCGGCACUCUCCUCUGGAGCGAUGGCGGCGACCACAAGGACAUCUGCAGCGGAGCCCCCCAAGCUCCUGCCCCAGGCCCGGCCGGCAACCAGUUCUACGAGGCACCUCCCAGCCAGCCCGCUCCCCCUCCGCCUAGCGAGACUUCUCCUCCCAAGGGCCAUACCGAGUCUACUCCCAAGAAUGAGGAGCCUAAAGAGCCUAACGAGCCAGAGGAACCAAAGGAGCCCGAAGACCCCGAAGACCCCGAGCUUCCUGACGGUGAGGGUGCCGAUUUGGAAUUCCCUGACGGCAAGAUUCCCUGCAGCGAGUUCCCAUCCAAGUACGGUGCCAUUUCUCUUGACUACCUAGGCCUGGGCGGUUGGUCUGGUAUCCAGUUCCCCGAGGAUGUCGGCAGCGGCUACGGCAACAUCCGCACCGCUAUCUCUGGCCAAGGCUGUGAGGAGGGAGCCAUGUGCUCUUACGCCUGCUCUGCCGGCAAGCAAAAGACCCAGUGGCCUUCCAGACAGGGCGCGAAAGGCGAAUCCGUUGGCGGUCUCGAGUGCCGCAACGGCAAGCUCCCCCUUACCAACCCAACACUCUCCAAUAAGCUUUGUAUGAGCGGUGUAGGUGGUGUCUACGUCAAGAACCACCUUAGCGUGUCCGUCGCCGUCUGCAGAACAGAUUACCCCGGUACCGAGGAGGAAUCCAUCCCUCUCGAUGCCAAGUCUGGCGCCACCUCCCCUCUCACCUGUCCCAAGGCUGAGGACUACUACACCUGGAAGGGCAUGCACACCUCUGCCCAGUACUACGUCAACCCAGCUGGUGCCUCGACUAUGGUAACUUCGCUCCUCUCAACAUGGGUGCUGGCCAGGUGA